Messenger RNA from Theobroma cacao (cacao), 1736 nucleotides. RefSeq names its product aspartyl protease family protein At5g10770-like. Gene Ontology annotation, biological process: proteolysis. The record is from RefSeq and is a predicted model, not a curated record. Lineage: Eukaryota; Viridiplantae; Streptophyta; Magnoliopsida; Malvales; Malvaceae. Gene Ontology annotation, molecular function: aspartic-type endopeptidase activity.
AACCUUGAAGUCUUCGGCGCGAUCCAUGACUAGAGAGCAAGAAAUCAAUAGAACUUUCCUUUCAAAGAAUUUUCUUGGUGUCUCCUGCAAAUGGUUUGAUCUCUCUUUAUAUAAAUGCUUGUUCCGAGUAGAAUAAGAUAAUAUACGCAACUGGAACCUGCUGCAAUCAUAAGUAAUAUGACCGGUUCCUCAGCAUUGAUGGCCAUUGGCCAUAUUUUCUUCUGCUAUAUCCUGUUUUUCUCUUUUCAUGCGAACAAGCCAUUUGUUUAUGGUACCGGAGUGGUGGAGAAACAGAAGUCGCCUGCCCUUCCAGGUCCUGCACGAGGUUUGAAGGUAUUCCAUCGAUUUGGGCCCUCCUCACCAUCUGGCCGUAAGAAAUCAUCCGCCACUUCCAGCGGGCUUCCUGUCCAAGACGAACGCAGGGUUAAGGAUGUCUAUUCUGGAAUAUAUAAUCGGGGGACAAAUCUUAGGAAACGGGCGCAUGACCCCCCUUUUGGCCACUCUGUAGGUGCUGGCAAUUAUAUCAUCGAAGUUCGUCUCGGCACGCCCGCAAGGACUUUUAACUUGAUUUUAGACACGGGGAGUUACGCAACCUGGGUACGCUGCCAACCUUGUUUGCAGGGUCGCUGUCCUGAACAACAGGAAAAGAUCUAUUAUCCUUCUUCUUCCUCAACUUACUUGAAGGCGCCGUGUUGGCCAUCGUGUAAUUAUAGCCAGUCAUACUAUGACAAAUCUUACUCCUCUGGAUUUUUUGUGCUUGAUACGCUUGCCAUAGGGCCCUUUCAUGUUCCUAACUUUGCUUUUCUUUGCGCUCAAAAUUAUAGUGAAAGCUUUGGUGAAGCAUCUGGGAUACUAGCCUUAGGACAGGGCAGCACUAGCACUUCUGAACCAUUCGGUGUUUACUCUUUGGUGUCCCAAACUGCAACCACUUUUGACAAGGUUUUCUGUCAUUGUCUUCCCACGGCUGAAAACUCAGCAGGGUAUGUGUAUUUUGGCAAGGAAGCUCUUGAAAAUUGCCAGAAUUCUGGUACUUACACACCGCUUCUAACUAACCCAGGGAACCCAAGCCUUUACUAUGUAAAUCUUAUUGCCAUAACAAUAGGCAAACAAAGAUUGGAAAUGCCUUCUGUAUCAUCACCCAGGACCAUAAUAGAUUCAGGAACUGUCAUUUCUCGUCUACCUUCGUCAGUCUAUUCAAAGCUUAGCUCGGAAUUUAAAGAAUUGAUGUCGAACUAUCCUGUUGCUUCUUCUGAUGGAAUACUGGAUACAUGCUAUGACCUGCAGGGGCAUUACAAUUAUACAAUACCAAAAAUGGUGCUACAUUUUGAAAAUUUAGAUGUAAAUUUGGACCAAAUAGCAGUUACUUGGAGAAGAGAAAACUCGUCUCGAGUUUGCUUGGCGUUCGCUGGAGCAGAUGACCUCACAAUCAUCGGUAGUGAGCAACUGCAGAAGCUCAACGUACUCUAUAACAUUCAAGACAGGAAGGUAGGAAUUGAGCCUGGUAAUUGCUAAUGACAUCCAACAUUUUCAUACAGGAGUCUGAGCUGAUGAAAUGACAAUAAGAGAGGCAACUGCGCGCUCCUUUAUUUCUUUUAGUUGUUGGGUUUUAAAUGUAUAAAUCCAGUUCCAUCAUGUCAUGAAUGUAAUGCCCCUAAAUUAGCAAGCAAUUGCUUAGGUGGAAUCAAUCUUUUUCCUCUUAAUAUCUUGAAUCAAUACAAGUUUCUACUUAACAUCUA